Messenger RNA from Pantherophis guttatus, 3337 nucleotides. RefSeq names its product activating signal cointegrator 1 complex subunit 2 (gene ASCC2). Lineage: Eukaryota; Metazoa; Chordata; Lepidosauria; Squamata; Colubridae. Gene Ontology annotation, biological process: regulation of DNA-templated transcription. The record is from RefSeq and is a predicted model, not a curated record. Gene Ontology annotation, molecular function: ubiquitin binding.
GGGAUUAUGAAAUUAUGAACUUUUGAAGGGCAGUUAGAGGAGGGGAGGGCUUCCUAGGACUACAGUUCCCAUGAAUGAAGGCAGGGACUACAGUACCCAUCUUCCUCUGAAGCCGAGCCACCCAGGGCAACACAGAGCAAAACCUGGACUGAGAGACGACUUUUUGCCUUGGAUAUAAAGGUCAAUCCAGAUACAGGCGAAAAGAGCCCGGAGCCAUGCCAGCUUUGCCUCUGGAUGAACUCCAGUUUACGGAAAAAGAUUCACUGACUGGGAAGAUCAAAACUUUACCAGCGCUGCAUCCCCGAAACAAAACCGACCGCUCUUUUGUGGUGUACAAGCCUCUCCCGAGCACCGAAGAUCCAGCCCUGGUGGAGGAGUUUUCCGAACGAGCCAGAUUUAUCGCGGGGGAUCUGGAUUGGCUCCUGGCUCUGCCUCAUGAUAAAUUCUGGUGCCAGGUCAUUUUUGACGAGUCGCUUCAGAAAUGCCUGGAUUCGUACCUGCGCUACGCCCCCCGCAAGUUCGACACCAGGACGGACCUCCCUGCUGAGGUGAAAGACCUGGAGAAGCGUCUCCAUCGGAGCGUUUUCCUAACCUUCCUCCGCAUGUCUACCCACAAGGAAUCCAAAGAUCAUUUCAUUACACCAUCGGUAUUCGGAGAAGUCCUUUACAAUAACUUCUUAUUCGACAUCCCCAAGAUCUUGGAUCUGUGUGUGCUGUUUGGAAAAGGCAAUGGCUCCCUACUCCAAAAGAUGAUUGGAAACAUCUUUACCCAGCAGUCAAGUUACUUCAGUGAUUUGGAUGAAACCAUGCCUACAAUUCUUCAGGUUUUCAGCAACAUCCUGCGUGCCUGUGGCUUGCAAGGCGAAGAGGCUUCAGCCAGUCCACAGAAGCUGGAGGAAAGGGUCAGGAUGACUCCAAAGGGGCUACCUUUGCAGGAGCUGAAAGAUAUUAUCCUCUACGUGUGUGACAGCUGCAUCACCCUGUGGGCCUUUCUCGACGUCUUUCCCUCAGCUUGCCAGACUUUCCAGAAGCACGACUUCUGUUUCAGGCUGGCUGCUUUUUACGAGCUGGUGAUCCCCGAGUUGGAAUCCGCUAUCAAGAAACGGCACCACGAAAAUAUCAGAGUACUGUCAGAUUUAUGGAGGAGGCUGUCUCAUUCUCGGAAGAAGAUGGUGGAGAUGUUUCACAUGAUAGUCCACCAGCUGUGCCUUCAGCCCAUUUUGGAAAGCAGCUGUGACAACAUCCAGGCCUACAUUGAAGAGUUCCUGCAGAUUUUCACCUCCGUGCUUCAGGAGACGAGGUUUCUCCGAGAUUACGAUGAGCUGUUCCCUCUGGCAGAUGAUGUCAGCCUCCUCCAACAAGCCUCUUCAGCGCUAGAUGAAACUCGAACGUCUUACAUUUUGCAAGCUGUGGAAAGUGCCUGGGACAAAACAGAUAGAAGGAGGAAAACGAUCCAAGAUCCACCCCUCUCUGUAACCGCAACCGGGGCCGUCACAGUCCCCGGAGCGUCAGAGCGAAUGGAACACUUUGAGGAACAGGAUCGCCUGGAGUGUGCUGGAGCAGCUGCAGCUCCCGUAGCCCCUAUCUCUGGAGUAGAGCUGGAUUCCCUGAUCUCUCAGGUGAAGGAUCUGCUCCCUGACCUUGGAGAAGGCUUUGUCCUGGCCUGCUUGGAGGAGUACAACUACAACGUGGAACACGUCAUCAACAACCUUCUAGAGGACAAGUUGACGGCCUCCCUACAGACGCUUGACAGAACUAUGCCUAGGCCUGUGAAACCAGACCCGACUCCGCUUGUCACUUCCCGAUGCAACGUUUUCCAGGAUGACGAGUUCGAUGUUUUCAGCAAGGAUGCGGUGGAUGUCUCUCGGAUUCAGAAAGGCAAAAGGAGCGACAAAUCCACCACGAAAAGCUUGCUGAACGACAAGCGCCUGGUGCAGGAGCAGAGGGAACGCUACAGCCAAUACUCCGUGAUCGUUGAAGAGGUCCCCGAACCGAGCGGGGGUCGCCUCUUCUCCCAGGAGGAUUACGAGGACGAAUACGACGACACCUACGAUGGCAACCAGGUGGGAGCAAACGAUGCGGACUCCGACGAUGAGCUGAUCAGCAGAAGGCCGUUCACCAUCCCGCAAGUCCUGAGGUCGAAAGAAGAAGAGGAGCCGGAGGAAGAGGAGGAUGAAGAAGAGGAGAUGGAGGACAAAGAGGCAACAAAGGAUCACUUCGUUCAAGAUCCAGCAGUGCUGCGGGAGCGAGCGGAGGCCAGGCGGAUGACCUUCCUCGCAAGGAAAGGGCCAAAGCCGGAUAACUCAGCAGCCGUGACUGGUGCUGCCAAGGGCCGCGGCCAAAGCCGAGAGACGGUACAGGAGCGACGGAAGAAAGAAGCCAGCAAGGGGGCGAGGGCAAACCACAACAGACGCGCGAUGGCCGACCGGAAGCGCAAUAAAGGCAUGAUCCCGUCUUGAAAAAAAGUGACGCGCCAGGGAGGCGUGUUUUGGAAUUGCUCCCACCCACCCCACCCACCCCCCAACCAGGAGAGAAAAAGCACCUUGCCUUUUGUAAAGAUGGUUUUCCUAGGGAAGCACAAAUCCACACACGAUUACCGACCUGCCAAUAGGGUUGUGUCGAGCAGCUUGUGGAAAUUGUGCGUUGUUGAGAAAUGCAGUUUCUUUAAACCGCUCCUCCGGAAACUUUUGCCGUUUUUGAGUUGUCCUAUUAUGUUCCUCUGUCAGACCUGCCUCAGUCUGAGCUCCUGGGAAAGUGAAACCCUCGAUUCCCAUUUGAUGGAAGUGGAAAAGCACUUAAAGAGAUGCUGAUUGCAGCAGUCAGACGUUCCCAUGCGCCACUAUAGAACCCUCUGGUUCCCCCCCAACCCUUCCCCCACCCCCACCCCCACCCCCAUAGUCCAUAUGUGUAUAGCCAAUCUGACAUUGCCGAGAUGUUUUGGGAAACGCUGAGAUGUUUGGGUUGGUGAAAUUCCACUCUCAGGGUAAUCGGCCUUGAAGAUCCCAGCGUGCCAACAUAAACCAGAUUCCAAACUGCCUGCUCUUCCGUCAAUUCCCCCCACCCUCCAAUUUCCCAUCCUAAAGCUACACAGCUUCGUUGCCCAUUUAUUCCCCCGUCCCUUCCCCGAUGGAUUUGCAGGACACCAACAAGGCACCAGUCCUGCUCAAAAGCCAGCUCACGUUUUCUUCCACUGUGGGUUUUUUUUUUUUUUCCCCAGCCGAGUUGAAACUUCCACCUCAACUCGAUAUUGCGCUGCAAAAUGUUGGCUUCCGGCGGUCUAAUUUGUAAGCCCCACGGCGAGGUGGGCAGCAAAUAAAAUACAUUUCGGCAUUGUGAU